Molecule: messenger RNA, 803 nt
Organism: Thamnophis elegans (Western terrestrial garter snake)
Lineage: Eukaryota; Metazoa; Chordata; Lepidosauria; Squamata; Natricidae
Product: phospholipase A2 inhibitor and Ly6/PLAUR domain-containing protein-like
Exons: 6
Coding region: 88-774 (228 amino acids)
Source: RefSeq, a predicted model, not a curated record
UCUGCCGGAUUUCAGAUCUGUAGAAACCAUCCCCUCGUUGGAGUGGCUGCUGAAUUCAGUUCUGUUUAUUCUUCACCCCAAGAAAUCAUGAAGGGAGAUUUCGUCCUCUGCCUUAUUUUUAUUCUCCUCCCUUGGGUCCACGGAGCGGUAAAUACAAUCAAUAUGACCUGUGUUUCAUGUCCUCUUGGAAGCCCCAAAUGUGGACUUAAUUGCACAAGUCCUGCAGCCUGCGUUGCUUUGACAGAAAGCAAUACAUUGGGUGGAAAUGUCAAACCCAGUGGAUCAUACCAAGGAUGCAUUGACCCAAAGGAUUGUAGACCUCUGGCCUUCACCUUGACCACAGCUGCUGGACGUUACAUCCAAAGCAAUAUGGCCUGUUGCUCAAAACCUCUGUGCAAUGAAGGGUUAACUCUAACUGUUCCCCCAGUUGGUACGUUGGAAAACGGGGUGUUUUGCCCAGCCUGUGAAAUCUACAAUCAAAAGUCGUGUGAAAGCAAAAGUCAAAUUGCCUGCAAAGGAAUUGAGGAGAAAUGUAUUACGCUCGCAGGAGACUCUAUCGAUAAGUCUCCGAAUCAAUCCUUCGCCAUCAAGGGCUGUGCAACCGAGAGUGCCUGCAGCUUGCAACAGAAUGACCUGGUGCCAUUUGGAGGGAAGAUAUAUAAGCUGAGUGCGAAAGCAGCUUGCACCGUCAGCGGUGUGUGGUGUGUGAUUUCUUCCUCAGGCCUCAUUUUUUCAUCCCUUGCUGGAGUCCUCUUCUUCCAGAGCCUCUUGUGAAGUCACCUGGUUCUUCCUCUGUACUUGAU